GUCUCUCGUAACAACGGAAUUACCCACUCCUUUCGCUUUGCUCUCAGCUGAGAAUCGCGCCCUUUCCGGCUCCCGUCAGUGAACCUGGUUCUGGAAGAUUCGAUGCACCCCCAAAAAAGCACCGACCACUGACGAGGCAGAUUUCGCGGAGAUCACCAGCGAGUGGACAGCGCUGAAAAAAUAUUGACGCCCGCACCCAGAACUGCUGCGAGCCUGUAACCAAGGCGACACCACCGGCCAGCCAGCGUCCGAAGCUCUUUAUCUUCAUUCUGCAUCCAAAGCUGCUGCUCUUCCCUCAAUUUUCCUUCUGCUUUCCCUGUGCUCCCUUGCAGCAGCAAGACAGUCCGAAAAGAAUACAGAAGAAUACCUACCUAGCUUUCCCGCGGCUGCAUGGAUUGAACCAACCACAUCUCACAUUCCACCACGGAGCGGAACCGGCUACUCACUUCACGGCCUUCAACGCACGACUAUCAACGGGACCUAUUUUCAAAUGAACAUCUUCUCCAAGUCCCCCAAAAAACCCAAGAAGACGCCCACCAGUGACGAGGAAUCCCACUCACCACGGUCGCGGUCGCCAUUGAAGAAAUCCUCCUCUUCCUCCUCGAAAUCAGGCAGAGGCAAGGAAGAGAACCACAGGCCUGGACAAGGGUCUGCCCGCAACAGUCGCAGUUUUCCUAAAGCCGGCCCAGAGUCUCCAAGGCAUCCCUUCGAUCUGAACACCCACCCUCUAAACCUCCCUCCAGACCAGAUUCGCAGGCUCUCUGCCUUGUCCAGCAUGUCGGACCCGGAUCGCAUGGACAUUGAUAGCGAAGGCCCAAAUGGUGCGCCAGCCUCCCCAUCACCUCAAACCAACAUGCCAGGCUCUUUCGACUCUCCGAAGAUGAACGGCACAAAUGGCUCUCAAAGUAAUGAAGGUCCUGUCCCUCCUCCACACAAGUCAAGCCCUACGAGUCCUGCUACGGUACCCGCAUCCACACCAGAAGAAGCGGAGGCUUUCAAGACUGCGGGCAACAAAUUUUACAAGGCGAAGGAGUAUAAGAAGGCUAUUGAAGAAUAUACGAAAGCUGUUGAAGCACAGCCUUCAUCUGCCACCUAUCUUAGCAACAGAGCGGCAGCAUAUAUUUCGAAUGGCCAAUACAACGAUGCCUUGAAUGAUUGUUCAAGAGCAGAUGAACUCGAUCCACAAAACCCCAAGAUUCUUCUCCGACUUGCACGCGUCUAUACCAGUCUAGGCCGCCCACAAGAUGCUCUGAGUACAUAUGCCCGCAUUCAGCCGGCACCAUCAGCAAAGGACAUCGCUCCUGCCAAAUCUAUGCUUGGACAUAUUGAGGUCGCAGAAGAUGCGCUGAAGAAUGGGACUACUGGAUCUAUGGCGCUACAUGCUCUUGACCAGGCUGAGAAAUUGCUUGGGUUGGGGGCUCCGAAGCCUCGAAAAUGGCAAUUGAUGAGAGGAGAAGCGUACCUCAAGAUGGGGAAUAUCAAUGCACUGGGAGACGCCCAAAAUAUUGCUAUGUCUCUCCUACGAAACAACAGCCAGGAUCCGGAAGCUUUAGUACUGCGGGGGCGGGCUCUGUACGCACAAGGGGAGAACGACAAGGCGAUGCAGCAUUUCCGACAGGCCCUGAACUGUGACCCAGACUACAGAGAUGCCGUCAAAUAUCUGAGGAUGGUUCAAAAGUUGGAUAAAAUGAAGGCCGACGGAAAUGCAGAUUACAAGGCCGGACGUUGGCAAGCGGCGAUCGACAAGUAUUCCGAAGCGCUUGAGGUUGAUCCACUCAACAAAGGCACCAACUCGAAGCUUCUGCAGAAUCGAGCUUUAUGCCGAGUUCAACUCAAAGACUACAACGGCGCAAUAUCGGAUUGUGAGCGUGCGAUUUCUCUUGACCCUACCUAUACCAAAGCAAAGAAGACUAAGGCAACUGCUUUGGGUCAAUCUGGUGAUUGGGAAUCUGCAGUACGUGAGUUGAAAGACCUGCAAGAGCAGGAUCCACAAGAUGGUAGCAUCGCGAAGGAGCUACGAAAAGCGGAAUUGGAGUUGAAGAAGAGCAAGCGGAAGGACUAUUACAAGAUUCUAGGGGUUGAGAAGGAUGCAGAUGAGAACCAGAUCAAGAAGGCUUAUCGGAAGGCUGCUAUCAUCCAUCAUCCAGACAAGAAUCCCGAUGAUGAGCAAGCAGCUGAGAGAUUCAAGGAUAUUGGCGAGGCUUAUGAGACUUUGAGUGAUCCCGAAAAACGUGCACGCUACGAUAGUGGUGAGGACCUCGUAGAUCCAAUGGAAGGCUUUGGUGGGGGCGGAAUGGGCGGGGGCAUGAGCAUCGAUCCUGAAAUUCUUAUGCAGAUGUUUGGUGCACAAAUGGGUGGAGGUGGGCGCAGUGGAGGAGGCUUUCAUCAGUUCGGAGGAGGCAUGCCUGGUGGGGGACGACAACGAGGCGCUCCACAAGGGUUUCCCGGAGGUUUUGCAUUCCAAUGAGAUGCAGAGAAUCUCAACCCACUUCAGCAGGAGGACGAACAUCCAAGAUCCAGGAAGUUCAACCAGGAUGAGAUAUUUGUUAGGAAUACGCUCUCGGAUGCCAAGUUACGAUACCUACGCAGAGUGGGUCUGGGAUUCUUGCUCGCGGGAGUCUUUGUUCCGUUGGAUCUACUGGCCUUUGUGGUGAUCUUGGUUGCUGGGGUUUAUUUUUGCAUCAUGGCUAUCGUGUACUUGCGUCAGAGGUUGGCGCUUCGUAGAAUGGCGGUUUAGAUCUCAUUGCUGGCGUUUGCAUGGGCUGCAGUUCACCAAAGAACAUGGACUUUGGACAGUAAUUCAACCGAUUAUGUACAAUGAAUUUCAAAUUGUUUAUGUGUAAAUCAAAAUAAAC
Molecule: messenger RNA, 2855 nt
Organism: Hyaloscypha bicolor E
Lineage: Eukaryota; Fungi; Ascomycota; Leotiomycetes; Helotiales; Hyaloscyphaceae
Product: TPR-like protein
Exons: 3
Coding region: 491-2467 (658 amino acids)
Molecular function (GO): protein binding
Source: RefSeq, a predicted model, not a curated record